Boleophthalmus pectinirostris (great blue-spotted mudskipper) is the source of this 2670-nucleotide messenger RNA. It is a transcript of the gene dnajc18, whose product is annotated as DnaJ (Hsp40) homolog, subfamily C, member 18. Gene Ontology annotation, molecular function: Hsp70 protein binding. NCBI's taxonomy places the organism in Eukaryota, Metazoa, Chordata, Actinopteri, Gobiiformes, Gobiidae. The transcript is spliced from 8 exons. The record is from RefSeq and is a predicted model, not a curated record. Gene Ontology annotation, biological process: cellular response to misfolded protein. The coding region runs from base 371 to 1546 and encodes 391 amino acids. Gene Ontology annotation, cellular component: endoplasmic reticulum membrane.
CAGUUGGUUCCUCUCCCAUCGGUCGACGAGCCCUCCUCAAGGUUUACUUUCGGAUAACGGUGCUGUCAUAUUAAGGCAAAUUAUUGUAAUAUCAGAAUCAAGAUGAAUGUUUGUAGCAUGCGGUCUUCAAAAUGACAACUUUUAAAUUGUUCUUGCAGUCUGACAGCAGCCACACGCGUGUUAUUUCUAAUAGCGAGGUCAAUUUCUUCGCACACGGAGCUAGCUAACGCUGUACGCAGCUGUCAGUAACCAAAGCGCACACGGGCUGUUAGCUUAGCUGCAGGUGUCUGUUCCGACAUAUGAUACGGACCGAGAUUUCAACGAUAUAAAUAGCUACGGAUCGUGCAAAAUUGACCUCGAAUAAGCUAAAAUGGACAAAGAAGAAGCGGACAGGCUAAUAGAAAAGGCCAAGCUGUGUUUACGUUCGGGACGGAAAGAGAAGGCGCUGCAGCUGCUGAACGAAGCCCAGAGCCUGUACCCGAGCACCAGGGCCAGAGUCCUUAUUGAAGCCAUACUCAGAAAUGGAGGCACUCCUCAAACAGACUCAAACCAUGUACCACCACCAUCGGGCUGGAGAGAUGAAGAUUUCGGAAACAAUGAAGGAACCAGUAAUGCAAGUAAUUCAAAUAGUGACGAAAAGCACAGCUACACAGAAGAUCAACGGCAGUCUGUUUACAGGAUAAAGAAUUGCAAAGACUUCUAUGAGAUUCUUGGUGUUCCCAAAAAUGCAAGUGAGGAAGAUCUGAAGAAAGCUUACAGAAAGCUGGCCUUAAAAUUUCACCCUGAUAAAAACUGUGCUCCUGGGGCAACAGAUGCAUUCAAAGCAAUAGGAAAUGCAUAUGCAGUCUUGAGUAACCCAGAGAAGAGGCAACAGUACGAUCAGUACGGAGACCAGUCCAAUGCUCCAACUACACAGCACUCUACUCACGCCCACCAUAGACACUACCGCAACUUCCACAGAGACUUCGAGGCUGACAUCUCCCCUGAAGAGCUCUUCAACAUAUUCUUUGGAGGAAGAUUCCCCACAGGCAACAUUCAUGUGUACACCAACCAGGGAGCCUCCUAUUCCCAGUUCUACCAGCCGCGCCGCCGACGAGCAUAUGAGAGGCGUGAGGAGGUUGUGGAAGAAAACCAGAGUCAGAACACCUUCACUGCUCUGCUCCAGCUCCUCCCUGUGCUGGUCCUAAUCCUCAUAUCAGUGUUUACUCAGAUGAUGGCCACCAACCCUCCCUACAGCCUCUUCUAUAAACCGGCUUUGGGGCUGGUGGUGUCCAGGGAAACACAGCACAUGGGCGUACCGUAUUAUGUAGAUAAAAGUUUUGAAAAGGAGUACCGCGGAGCUGCACUAGACGAGCUGGAGAAGACUAUAGAAAGUGACUACAUUGAGCAUCUUCAGAGCAGCUGCUGGAAAGAGAAACAGCAAAAGUCAGACUUGGCAAAUCUAGGGCAGCUUUACAGAGAUGAGCGGUUAAAGCAGAAGGCUGAAACAAUGAGGCUGGACAACUGUGAGAAACUACAUCGACUAGUGCAAAGACAAAGAGGCUAAUGUGGACUGUGAGAGAGGAGACAUUUCUGACUCAUCUUAAACUACACAUUUGAAUGAGUGUAGUUUUCCCAAUCUGGCUACUUUUGGAGAAGAGUGAGGAAUGGUGCAGUGGUAGCUAAUGCCACUGAAAACUAUGUGCCUUCUCUUGAAUGGUAGAAAAUAGUGUUCGCAUGUUAGCAGCCAGCACUGAUGAUGGAAGCUGUGAGGUAUGAUGUUAUUGUGACAGUGUUAUACUAGUGGAGACACAACACUUAUAGAAAUUGCACAGUGUUUGGUAGGGAGGUAAGGCUUGAAGGCUGUCGACUGGCACAGUUAAGGUUUUUUGCUUUCUAUGUAACUAGACAAGGCCUCUGUCUAGCGCCUAUUUGUAUUUUUUAGUUUUCCUUGUGAAUGUUACAAGAGCAUUAUGCGUCAUCAUUUUAUUUGUAAGGACAAAUCAAAUUCAAAAAUACUACCAAUGCCAGUUGCCCAUCUACAGUAUGAUGGGUCUCGCUAUUUAUACUUGCUUCAAACCACUAUUUCCACGCUCAUGUCUGUUUUUUUUUUGUUUUUUUUGCUAAAGAAUUCCAAAAUGUUACUAAAUAGCCAUGUUUAAUAGUCAUUUUUUAACCAUUAUACAAAAUAAUGAUACAAAUAUGGGACAAAAACGUUUGUAUAACAUUGUAUAAGCAUUCACAAUUUACCAAGAUGGAGUGCUUAAUCCUUCACACACUGUGGUAAUAGAUCUCAUUUUAUUAAAAUAUAAAUUUAGAAAUUAUAAAUUAGAAAAUGUAUUCAUUAACAAAACAGACUUCAGUGUCUUAUUUCUGGACAAUAUCCUCCAAUAUUAAUGUGCUCAUGUUGCUGACUAGACUGACAAUUACUUUAGAAGUUCUCAUUUGUACGAAGUCUGUAUCAAGCACUUUAGUUCAAAUGUUUGUUUGAAAUUUAAGUUUAUUUAUUUAAUGUUGCAUGCAGAACCGUUCAAUGUCAUGAUUUAUGUAUUUACUUAAUUGAAGCUAACUACCAAGACCUCAGAUUAUUAUUAAAACAUUGUUAACAUUACACAUGAAAACUGUGAAAUUAAGACAAAGGAAACAGUGGCUCAUAGCCAACAUUCAAGAAAAAAUAAAAAGUUCACACUA